UGAUUUAUCCUCGCACUGUCCAACCCGAUCGACCUCCCUCUCUCCUCUCACAACCCCCGGGAUCCUCGUUCUGAACGCUACUUUAUGGUCAUCACUCGAAGUCUGGUGGCAUGGAAUCUCAGGACGGAAUUUCCGUCCGGCCCAUGAGGCUGAAGGUGCUCUACACAUUCGAUGACGCGAGCAAAACGAACUGCCUAGCCCGAUGGCCUCACCUGCUCGAAAUCCAGACCGCUGCUCUGGACGAGAAGACGCUCAUCGGGGUCAUCGAGUUGAAAACUUGCAUUCAAGCCAUUGUGUCCGCUAGCCCCGAACUGGUGGCCAAACUGGGCCAGGAUUACACCGUCUACGCCUACGAUUACUCCGAAUAUGAGACGCCCUUGGUCGGGCAGGGGAUGCUCUCGUGGGUCCUCGCCUCGUCCUCGCCAACCCCCGAGGCUCCGGCCCAUCAGUCCCAGACCAUGGUGACCGGUCGGGUGUGCAAGAACGUCCUAGGCCUCUUCUCCAAGGGCGCUCAGGAGACGCUGGAGGUCAAGUUGCGGCUGGUGCCUGUACCGACGGUGAUGCAACGCGAGUAUCUAGACAGCAUCCAAAAGUACCGGGAUUUGAGCAACAACAUUCCCCAUGAAUUCGACGCACAAACGUGGACAAACUUUCUACGCCAAAAUCCUGCCUUGAUGAGUCCCUCGAUGACGGAGCCAGAUCGGACCGCGUCUCCCCUGGACCAUACCGGAAUCGAGCGGUUCCAUCGACUGCUCAGCGAGGGGUCCACCCCGCGAGAUUUUCCCGCCCUCUCAGCCCACGGCUCCUACCGUUCUGCAUCCCCGGCCAGCGUCUCCACCCCGGCGCCUUAUAUGUCUCAGUCGGGCGAACAGACACAACCAGGCCAGGCACCGCGACCGCAAUCACACGACCGGGCACAAGACGCCAUCCGCCCUUCGUCCAGUGCGUCGAUGCACGAUUCGGAUCUCCCCACCCAGGGGCGCUAUGCCAGCCGCAGGGGGUCGAUGCAGUCGGGCUAUGGCAGCGGCGAAGAGUCGAUGGACGCACAGCCUCGCAAGAGGGCCAAGCUGUAUCGGGCAACGGGGCCUGGUAAAUCGGACCUGAACAUUGAGCGGCAGCCCAGCUCCUUGCGGGUGGCUGCCAGUACUGCCGCCUCGGUGCGGAUCCAUCGCCCGACACCGGUGAAUCCGUCGCUUGCUGCAGUCGCUGCGAGUCAGGGUCCGCUCGAAGAACCUGUCCGCCCCCCCACUCCCAUUUCGCACGCACAAGACCUCCCUCGCCGCGAGCGUCCGCCCCCCAGCCUCCUGCGCGAGGCCUCGUCGGCCCAGAACAACGCGCAGUACAUGUCGCCUUAUUCGGCCAGUGACGAUCAACUACAUGGGGAUCUGCAUGGACACUCACCAGAAGAGUCCCGCUAUCAGGGUCUUUUCGAACCGUCGUUCAGCAUGCCGUCCUCACCCCCGGUCUUGGACUGCGGGCUUCCGAAUCGGUCCAGCCCGGUCCUCCCACCUAUGACCACGGAUUCAGGCUUCAUGAGUGGAGGCGUGGAAGAGAUCUUGGACGAGGACAUCGGUACCCCGUUGGAAGACUGCACGCGAUCCGUCUCUCAUCACAUGGCCGGGGAUAAAAACGCCACCCGACCUGCCGCUCAUACCAAUUCGCCCGUCGGUGGCCCUGCAACCCGGGAGCCGCAGGGAGAGUCUUGUCACCGUGGCGAUGCGCUCCCGGAGCAGCCUGCAGCCAAGGGCAUCGCUCCCGCCCCGGUCCGCGGCCCCCCGAGCAAUGCCGGCUCGAGACCAUCGUCCCGAGCAAGCUUUCGGCCGACCCCCAAGCCUCUGGCGCCAGCCCCGAUGUCACAGAGCGAAAUGGAGCAAAUCAUCAGCUCUAUUCCCGCCAGUGAUCCGGUGAUGCCCACGCAGGCUCACUCGUCCCAAGCCUGGGGUCCCAUGAGUGAUUUCUCUGCCGCCGAGACACCUGCCCCGCAGCCUGUCCCGGACGAUGCCAAAAGCCGCAGCGGAGCCGGUGCGCGCAGGCUGAAGCAGGUCCGAGAUCGUCUGGACAAGUGCAUCCAGAACGGUCAAGUCCCGCCCUACUGCGAGAAUUGCGGGGCGAUCGAGACUCCGACGUGGCGCCGUGCUUGGUCCAAAGAAUUUGAGGGGGAUGAGGAUUAUGCCAAUGAGCUCACCAAGGAUCGUACGAUGUUGUUCUGGCGCGCCGUAAAGCGAGACGACGAGGACAAGAUCAUCAAAUUCAAGGUGUACAAGAAGACCCUGGCCGACGAGGACAACGACUGGGUCCAGAUUCUUCUCUGCAACCCUUGCGGUCUCUGGUUCCAAAAGUUCAAGUCGAUGCGUCCCGAACACAAAUGGAACAAAGGCGUCGCGAACAAAAAGAAGCGGCCCUCGAGAAGCCGCAAAGGCGGUCCGCUCUCCAUCAACGGCACGGCGACGCGGAGCCGCAGCCGAGCCGAAUCAAAAGUUGACGGAUCCUCCCCUGGAGCCUCUGAUGCUUCCUCGCCCGCGGCGGACGACGGCACGACCCCAGCAGAUCACCAGACCGGGCGCGAAAACGACGACGACGUGCAGGAUCCUCCCUCCAAGAAACGACGAGCAAACAGCGCCGAACCUUCGCGAUCCUCGGAGAAAAGCCGUUGGGAGAACGAGGACCCCAUGGAAGCUCUCCGACGAGCGAUCCAGUCUAGCCCGGCUCGGAAUAUGGAAAACCGCAAGUCUGCAGCUGCGGGUGAGAGCAUUACUCCCAAGCCUGUAAGGAGAGCACUGUUUCCUAAUUCGCACGCGGACGGGGUUCCUUUCCGAGCCUUAGGCGAAGCGAUCCUGAACAGUCCUCGGCGGAGCCCUCGCAUUGCCACGCGCGGGUCAGAUAAAGGCGAGGACAAGGAAAAUGCCUCCGGCGACCUGGACAACCUGUUUGAGGGGAGUCCUUCGUUCGACUGUGACCUGCCAGCGAGUCCGACGCCGAAGCGGAGGCAGCCCCGCACCAGUGUCCCGGGCGAUAAGCGUCUGUCUCUGCCGUGCUCGCCGUCGUCGCGGCGCCGGAUGGCCAAUAUGGAGAGCCCCACGAAGCUCACCGCGCAGCGACUCCAGCGGAUCCAGAGCAGCCCAGGCACGCCGCGUCAGCGGACGCCCAAGCCGUUGCGUCAGCAGACGUCCGAACUGUCGUUGCCGACGGACGCAUUCCCCUCGGGCACCUUUGGCAUGGACAACGUGAUGGUGGACAUCUUCUCUGAGGACGCAGCGUCCGCGGUGCACAGCGACUCGCUGUUCGCGUUCGAGCCGUCGCGGUGCGCGUCCAGCAGCAACUGGCCGGAGUGGCUGCCGUCGGACUACGUGUCGCCGAACGGGUCGGAGGACGACCAGGGAGCGGGCGACGAGUCACGAGAUCUCAUCAACGCGAUCCUGGCGGACCCGGAGGUCCAGAAACAGAACCUGAACAAUCCCAGUUUCGAUCUGUUCAAUUUCACGGAUUCCAGCAUCCUGGACUCGGGAUUCUUCGGAUCGGAUGCGCUCAACAACGGUCUGAUGGCGGACAAGCCGGAGGAAUCCAAGGAGGGGGACCAGGCGAACACUAAUGCUUUAUGAUUGCUUUCUUUUCUGUCAUAUUUUUCUGUUGAUAUUAGCGAUGGCGUUGGGGUCGCCUACGGGUGAAAUGGCUCUAUUCUUU
Messenger RNA from Aspergillus candidus, 3681 nucleotides. Its product is annotated as putative GATA transcription factor (Ams2). The coding region runs from base 111 to 3599 and encodes 1162 amino acids. Gene Ontology annotation, molecular function: zinc ion binding; sequence-specific DNA binding. Gene Ontology annotation, biological process: rDNA heterochromatin formation; regulation of transcription by RNA polymerase II; silent mating-type cassette heterochromatin formation. Lineage: Eukaryota; Fungi; Ascomycota; Eurotiomycetes; Eurotiales; Aspergillaceae. The transcript has 4 exons. The record is from RefSeq and is a predicted model, not a curated record.